CAUACAUACUACAUCCGCCCACGCAAAAGUUGAGCACGAAACAAAACCCCGCUGACCGUCAGUCUACUCUCAGUCCUGACAAAGGCAGCUUCUCUUACAAUAAAAAGAAGUUACAAGUAUUACUUAUAAAAUAAUAGUGUUGUGAUUCUUUUUACAUUUACCAGAACUUCCGCAAAUUGAAAUAUGUCUGAAACUAAGACUCUUGAAGCUGGCCAGCAGCUAGUCAAGAAGACAAUGGAUGAAUUGGUGCAACAGAGACAAACAACAGAAAAAGUAACAAUUCAGGCCCGUCAAGAAUUUCGAGAGAGCUUCCAAGAAAGUUAUGAAGAAGAGUUUGAAGAAGAAACUUUCAUAGAUCAGUAUGGUAAUGAAACUACUAAAAGGGUGGAAUCAAGCAGCGAAAGCAAAGAACACUCUAGAAGUGCUGACGUGAAGGUGAAAGCAACUGGUUUGAACGCAGAGCAAGUAAAAGCCCUGACUGACUGUGCCUCCCAAGCUGGGCAAUUGGCGCUCGACUCUAAGCCAGCCAACUAAGUUUUUUAAAUGUGUUUGAAUGUGCGUGAAGUGUUCUCAAAAAGUGAUAAAGACUGCGUCUUGUGUUCCUUCAUAUGUAAAUUACAUAUAAUUAAGCUUACAUUUAUUAUGAUUUAAUAAAGAAUUUAACUUAAAA
Danaus plexippus (monarch butterfly) is the source of this 670-nucleotide messenger RNA. RefSeq lists its product as uncharacterized. The transcript has 3 exons. Bases 184 to 534 code for a protein of 116 amino acids. Lineage: Eukaryota; Metazoa; Arthropoda; Insecta; Lepidoptera; Nymphalidae. The record is from RefSeq and is a predicted model, not a curated record.